GCAUCGCGCGUAGGAUUCAGUGAGUUACGGUGCAGUUUCGGCACAAUUACGGUGCAAGUAAGGGCCCCACAUUGUGGACCGCUCGUCGUUCACCACCUGUCGGUGGUAAAUCGCGCGUUUUAGAUAGCGUAUGGUUGAAGUGGCAUAGGUGGUAGGGGAACUAGAGACGGCACCAUCGCAUGUGUGCAUGGCCUAGAAGUUCCACAUCAACCAUCAUCACCGUCGUCCUGCGACCGUCCAUGGCAGGGCAGUUGUUUCGCACAGCUGUACUUUACGCCGGACAGCACAAUUUAGGUCAUUUCCAGCUGCGUUGAAUAGAACCCACCUCCCGAAGAUGUCUAAUAAUACGCGCGACGGUAAUGAAAAUUUCUGGCCACCAAACCAGCAACCACCACCGCACCAUUAUCCGCAUCAUCCGCAGCAACAGCAUCACCAGCACCACCAACAACUGCAUCAGACACUGUUGCAGCAACCGGUGGUGCCGCAGCUGCUCCCUCAUCCGCAGCAUCUUUCGUACGCUGUGCCGCUGCCGUCCGCUGCUGCAGCAUUCUAUCAUAACGCGACCGGUAUGGUGGAUAACUAUGGCGCAACCGGAACCGGAUAUUCAAUGCACCAUGGUACACACCAACCGAUGGAAGACGAGUACACCGAUACUUAUGGGCAAUCGAUUAAAGUGGUGUAUCAACCGCAUCAACAACAGGCUGCAGCUGCUGCUGCUGCCGCCGGUAUGAUGCCUUGUGCGCAGGAAGAUGCGAAUCAAAAUCACACCGUUCAGGACAAGCAAGGCUAUGAGCUGUUUUCAAACAAUAGCAGCUUUGUGCUGGCUGCUCCGGGGUUCGGAUUUACUUUACACAGUCCGCAGCAACAACAACAGCAGCAGCAGCAGCAACAACAACAACAACAGCAACGAACACAGCAGCUGCAACCACCCCAACAGCUGCCGCAAUUCUCCAUCUCCACUGGUCAAGCAGCAAUGUCUGCUGGCUCUGCAUCACUCAGAAGCCUUCCAGCUUCUGUACCAGCCACAGCAAAGCAUUCAUUGGAAAAUGGUAGCAGCAACACCAGCACACUGAUCAGUCAGCUCGUGGGAAACUGGGCUCCUACGAUUUCCGGCACGUACGGUAACGGACCAUCGUCCAAUCAGGCAAACGAUGUACCAACCCAAUCGAUGGUUGCUGCGACGCUAGAAGACGCCAGCAGCAAGGGUACCAUGUCACCCACCAAGACAGUAUCAUCGAAACCUGUCAUUAAUCCUGUCCCACCGAACGUGGUUGGCUCAGGUUCUCAAUCGCACGGUUCAUCUUCGAGUGGUUCCCCGACCGUUUCGAUGCCCCGCACAAACACAAACGUAGCCACUGCCGUUUACAACCAGCAGAACGACGAUAAUUCGGCCAAGCUCGAUCAGAACGUAAACAAGAAGCAGCGUAUUGUUGCCGAAGUGAAACCGAUGCGUAUGUCGUAUUCCGAUGUGUUGAGCAAGAAUGUUCCUACCGGGGGUAAUGCUUUCGCUUCCAAUACUGUUGCGAGUGCCAUGUUAAAUGGGGACGUGAGCAAUGUUCUACCGUCGACGCUCGGUAAUGGCACUAAAGCAAUGGCCAGCAGCAAUGGUACAAAUGGAGGCAAAUCAAAACGAGAAUCUAAAAGGACGAACACAAACGGAGAUCGUAAAUCGACGGGAAGCACUGGAACGGCCGGGGGUCAUCAGAAGGACCGAUCAGGAAUCGAUGGAACUACACGCAAGGCGAAUGGUGCUGGAAUUCGAACGAUCUCCCCAACACAGGCGAUGGAUGGAGGAACAAAAGUGGACAUAAGUGCUGGGUCGGGGUCGGGUCAGGAAAAGGGACGUAAAAACGAAAAGGCUAAUAUCGGUAAGAAGGAUAAGAACUUCCGCGCUGGUACCGAAACACUUGACGGAAGCACUUUGUCCGGCAAGAAAGGUAAAACGGCGCAUCUGAACGACGUAACGGAGGAAAUGACUGGAUCGCAGAACAACCGGAACGAUGUUCGCGGACCGUUGACAAAUGAUGAAAUCGAGGAAGAACGUGGCGAAGAUUACGAUGAGUAUGAUUCGGACGAGUACGAUCAAGAUAGUUUCGAUUCUUCGGAAACGAUCGGACAGCAGGAAGGUGGGCACCCGGAAGAUGCAAGUGGCCAGGAAGAGGAGCUUCCAUUCGUGUAUAAUGUGAAGAAAAAUACAAACGGCACGAAUGAUACACAUAUCGAAAAAAUUAACCCACCACGAGCAGCGGCGACGUAUCGCAAGGGAGGCCGCAAUGCCGGGCCGCGUGGUGCCGGAAAGCAGCUGGAUAAAAUGGCCGGUAAUCCACCGGCAGGGAAACGUUCGGUACGAGCACGUAAAAACCAUAAGUACGCUUUCCUGGAGAAGCUGUUCCGGAAGUGGCUGGAGUACAUGGGGCUGGCGCUGCACUGGUUGUGGUCGCUGGUGAGCGAUGUUGUGUACCUAAGCGUACGACUCGCCUGGGACUAUGUGCUUUCCGGGUAUCAGUAUUGCUGGCAGCAUGUGUGCACGAUACGGCAAGAUUUUGGUAAAAAUUCUGGUCGACCCGGAGCCUGGUUUCGACGCGGCUGGCAAUCGUUCGAUGGACGCUUUGCGAAGGAUUCGAAGUGGGCGUUUUGGCGACGUUGUCGCAGACAGAAGCCUGUUGAACCGCCCGGUAACAAACCGACACCGUACCGGGAUGGACGGCUUCCAUCAACCGCGGAUGAAGCGAUGUCCUCGCUGCUCAACUGCAAGGGUAAGGACGCGUACAGUAUUUUGGGCGUAAGUCCGGACUGUUCUCAGGAGCAGAUACGGAAACACUACAAAAAGAUUGCCGUGCUGGUACACCCGGACAAGAACAAGCAGCCGGGCGCGGAAGAAGCGUUCAAGGUUCUGCAACGGUCGUUCGAGUUGAUCGGUGAGCCGGAAAGCCGCAAGGAGUACGACCAGAGCCUAGCCGAGGCACUGAACGCGGAGAAAGCAUGGUCUGAGAUUAACGAUCUGUUGACGCAGCUGCACACGAAGAUAUCGGAAGCCGCCAACACAAUACGAUGUAGCAGCUGCUGUCUACGCCAUCCUCGUAAACCAACCGGAAGAGCACAUUAUGCGGCCAGAGAGUGCAGCUCGUGCAAGAUCCGUCAUCCGGCACGAGAGGGCGACAUAUGGGCUGAAACGAGUUUCUUCGGAUUGCGGUGGAAAUAUCUCGCGAUGAUGGAGGGUAACGUGUACGAUAUCACGGAAUGGGCCAAUUGCCAGAAGGGUGCCUUAUCGCACCUGCAGCCCAACUCGCAUAUUGUGCAGUAUCGCAUCGUGCUUGGCAGUAGCUCCCAGCAGCAACAGCAACAGCAACAGCAACCGCAACAUCAGCAAGGCCAGUCGCCGGACAAGGACCAGAUUGGACGCUCACGCAAGGAACCGGGUGCAAAUGAGCCAAAUUUGGACGAUUUUCUAAACAACAUUUACGCCGGCCAGAACCAGCAAGCAUCGUCUCAGAACAGCUCCUCUAGGCGACGCUAUCGUAGAAACUAAGACCCGGUAAUCCCACAUGCAAAGUAGCAUUUGUUUUUUUGUUUUUCUUUCCUCGCAAACCAUACUCAAUCUCCACUAUGGCGAAUCAUAAUCCCUUUUUGGCCCUUCGGCAGGGCAACAAUCCAUUUCGCGUGAAGGUACGUCCGCAAUUGGAAAUUGUAAUAGCAGUACGAGUGCUCCAACAAUCUCUUCAUACAAUCACUCCCUCAAACCCGUCGGCUUUAAUUAAAGAUUCGAUGCUUUCGUCUCAACCGGGCUUUCCGUUAGCAAAACAAUUCUGGAUAACACAGGCUUUUGGUAAAGAUGUUUGAUGGCAAAAUUUGAAUACACAAAACGUUGCAGUACAAAACCCGAUCGAAACAUGUAAUUGAUGGUAGCGAGCCAUUGUGGGUCGCAAGCAUCAUGGUCGAACAGUAUGUGGGAACUUAACAAAACUUAAAUUCAAUUAGUGCGUUUUGAGACAAAUUUAAUAUGAGUAUCGAUGUCUAUCAAACCGAUUCGAUCACCGUUCGCUAACGGAAUGAACAAAAUUAACUCACUAACUAAUCCACGCAGCAAGUGUGGAGAAUGCUGAAAUUAAAUGAUUGUUAUUAUAUGCCAUGAUGUGCAUAUAAGCGUAUCAAUAUGUAACCACUUGAAUAAAUUUACCAACCCAAUCCGGACAUGUCGAUACAGUAGUAGCUGCAAAGCAAAUGAUUGAAUAAAUAAAUGUGUUCUGAA
This is a messenger RNA of Anopheles moucheti, 4249 nucleotides long. RefSeq names its product transcription factor 20. The transcript is spliced from 4 exons. Gene Ontology annotation, molecular function: dopamine receptor binding. The coding region runs from base 335 to 3529 and encodes 1064 amino acids. Lineage: Eukaryota; Metazoa; Arthropoda; Insecta; Diptera; Culicidae. The record is from RefSeq and is a predicted model, not a curated record.